AUGACGCGAAUUGAGAGCAGUUUGACGCCGGAGAUUUACGGCCAUUUGGUCGUGAAGAAGGCGCUGCUGAUAGGAGAUCACGGUGUGCGUACGGCCGUUAGAACCCACGUCGCAUCAUUUAAGCAGAAAGUCCAACUGCCAGCCGCCCUGCUUUCCCGUUUCGACCUUCUCGGCCGCGACAACGAUCUUCGUCUGGCCAAACACAUUACCCUCGUCCACAGCUACAGAAAGCCGCCGGUACAUCGCACUGUGCAAAACCGAGCAGAAGACCACUCACAUCCAAACACGUCGGACAAGGUCUUCGUGCUGGUGCGGGAGUUGGCCGGGGCAAACAAGACGGUCAAGAUUUCGGACGUGAUGAAGCGCUGCACGACCAAGGGCUACAGGUCGGCAAGUCGGGCCAGAAGUACGCCUGCAUCUAGGAAUAUGAAUCCAGCUGCUUGUCCGGAUCGACCUUCUUCAACCGAUGAACGACCUCCCGCGCGCUUUUCCGUCGCUUCUCGCUGAUUCUGGUAAGCUUCGAUCAGUGCAUCGUUGUCCAGCGGUUUCAACUCGUCCUUCACUCCGGGUAAUCUUCCUCUUGGACGUGAUCAGGUCCAGGAACCCUGUCAACGACUUCUCCGGCAGUUAGUUCUUCGGCCCCCGAUCGGCCCGGUUCUGGUGCAGCAAAGAUUCGAAAACGUAGAAAAGUGUUUCAUUUGGUUUUGACAAAGAUUUUUGUGACAGCACGAGGUACACGGUAAACGAAGAUUAACAAAGAUACUCGAAAUUGACUUCAUUACAGCAUCAUUCCGAUUUCAUUCUGGAAUCAACGGAAUGAUGGAACCUCGAUUUUUAAGUUGCCAGCCGAUCAUUCUGGAUUGAUUCUGGAAUGACGAGAAUUUGUUUGAUUUUCAAAACAUGUUAACUUUUCCUUCAAUAAAAUGACAGCUGCUGAUCGCUAACACGCAAAAACAAAAUUAAUUAGAAACGGAAUAAUCAUGUGUAUUCCAGCAUCAUUCCAGAAUAAUUCUGGAAUGAGCAGAAUGAUUCUAAUGAAAAUAUUUGAUGUGUC
Culex quinquefasciatus (southern house mosquito) is the source of this 1054-nucleotide messenger RNA. RefSeq names its product DNA replication licensing factor Mcm7. The transcript has 3 exons. The record is from RefSeq and is a predicted model, not a curated record. NCBI's taxonomy places the organism in Eukaryota, Metazoa, Arthropoda, Insecta, Diptera, Culicidae. The coding region runs from base 1 to 507 and encodes 168 amino acids.